Messenger RNA from Prunus persica (peach), 951 nucleotides. RefSeq names its product cyclin-J18. The record is from RefSeq and is a predicted model, not a curated record. The coding region runs from base 63 to 782 and encodes 239 amino acids. Lineage: Eukaryota; Viridiplantae; Streptophyta; Magnoliopsida; Rosales; Rosaceae. The transcript has 9 exons.
CAACAAAGCCAAAGCCAAAGCCACAUUUCAAAUUUCAAAUUCCAAAUUCCAGAGGCUUAGAGAUGCAGCGAGGGUCCGCUUCGUCGGCUCUGCCUCUGCGAGCGCGCCUCAUAGACUUUCUCAUCCAAUCUGCUCACAAACUCCAAGUUGCUCCGACCGUGAAAUAUACCGCAUUGUCAAUUUUUGCUCAUAGAUUCUACCCUCGUUGUUUGUCCAGAUUGGAGGAACAAGGCAAUGACGUGGAAAACUGGCUUUUGCAACCCCUGAGAGAGAGCAAUUUGCAGUUGUUUGCGCUCGUUUCUCUAUGGAUUUCAACCAAAAUACACACUUCUCCUUGUUUGUCUGUGAAAAUAUUCAAGUCUUUGGGGGACAACAUUAUCAAGGAACAACACUACACCAUUCGAGAUUACUUGGAAGCAGAGGUGGUCUUAAUGCAGGUAGUGAAUUUUGAGAUUGGUAUGAACAAUAGUGCUUUUGUAUACUUUGAGGAGCUUUUACUUCAAUUCAAGGAAGUGGCAAAGGUUGGGGAACUUGUGAACUUUGAAGCAGGCAUGGACAUCAUGGAUCUGAUUUAUGAAAAGGAGGAGGCAUCCAUGCUCUAUACUAAUCCUCAUUCUCUUGCUGCAUCAAUCUUGGUUGCUUCAUAUGUCAUCACAGUUCCUAAACAGACGUGGGAAUUUCCUGUUGUUCCCUGGGUUAAGUUCGUAACAGGUUGCGAAGAAGAGGAUAUUCUAGAGAUAGUCAGAGACAUUCUUAAGCAUGUAUUGGAUGUUUCUUGCUAGAUAUAAGUUUCUCUCUCAAUGUCAAGGCUGAGAAGAGGGCAACGUGUCUGGUUUUGUACAUCAAAUAGGAUUUCAUCUGCGUGAGUUGAGCCCUACACAAGUGACGGAUGCACUUUAUGCUGCUGGUAAAUAUAGCUAAAAAUCAUAAAAUCUUUUAUUUUUAUUUUGU